Molecule: messenger RNA, 1594 nt
Organism: Drosophila subobscura
Lineage: Eukaryota; Metazoa; Arthropoda; Insecta; Diptera; Drosophilidae
Gene: Naa60
Product: N-alpha-acetyltransferase 60
Exons: 5
Coding region: 494-1324 (276 amino acids)
Biological process (GO): N-terminal peptidyl-methionine acetylation
Cellular component (GO): Golgi membrane
Molecular function (GO): protein-N-terminal amino-acid acetyltransferase activity; histone acetyltransferase activity
Source: RefSeq, a predicted model, not a curated record
UUAUCGAAUUCUGCUGGUGUUUUGUUUUUGUUAAUUCUUGUGGCGAAUAAAAUAAACGAAAUGGAGCAUUUCUUAAUGGAAUGCGGCAUUUGACCAGGCGGGCACCAGCAGCGGCAUGCCACAGAAGUGCAGCAGAACGAUUUGGGUAACAUUAUAACGGAGAUUCAGCUGGUUGCCAGCAAGCAGUAGAAUCGAAACGAAACGAAUCGCCCGUGAGCAAGUGGUUUUAGUUCGCUCCCCGAAGACGAAUGUAAAUUUUAAUUAAAAUCAAUUAGGCGCACACACCGCAAGCACGCACCCAAAACCUAAACCAAACCAAUCCCACUCCGUAUGCUUAUUGGGUGAGCGAGCAGCAUACGUUGGGACGAUAUUCCGCGCUUAACCUGUUCAGUCGGUGGUCGGUGGUCGUGGUCGUGGCGGUGCUGCAACCAAUGGACAUAAUUGGUCUAAUUGGACAGAGCAGCAGCAGCGGAGCACCCACAGUUACAAUAGGAUGGCACAAUUUACACUCUACAACAAACACAAUGCGCCGCCCAGCAACGAUAUUACACGCGUCGACUGUGAGCAUGUCCCUCUAUGCUCCGCCAACGACGUACAGCUAAGAUUCCUGGUGCCCGAUGACCUGACCGAGGUGCGGCAACUGUGCCAAGAAUGGUUUCCAAUUGACUAUCCACUCUCAUGGUAUGAGGAUAUUACCUCAAGCACGCGCUUCUUUGCGCUGGCAGCUGUAUAUAAUCUGGCCAUAAUUGGUUUAAUCGUUGCCGAAAUCAAACCGUACCGAAAUGUCAAUAAGGAGGUAAUAGCCAAUAUGAGUGAUAGUGAUGAAUUGUACACCAGGCUGAGCGGUUUUCCAAUGCAGGACAAGGGUAUAUUGCCGGACUCGAUGGGUCGCACCGCGGACGUUGGCUACAUACUGUCCCUGGGCGUGCAUCGAUCGCAUCGACGCAAUGGGAUCGGAUCGCUGCUGCUGGAUGCCCUCAUGAACCACCUGACGACGGUCGAACGGCACUCGGUGAAGGCAAUCUUCCUGCACACGCUGACCACCAACCAACCUGCCAUAUUUUUCUAUGAAAAGCGAAGAUUCACGCUACACUCGUUCCUGCCCUACUACUACAACAUCAGGGGCAAGGGCAAGGACGGCUUCACCUACGUGAACUACAUAAACGGCGGCCAUCCACCUUGGACACUAUUAGAUCACAUCAAGCACUACGCCUCCAAGGUGCGGCACACCAGCACACUCUGUGCGUGGAUGGGCUCUCGUGUGCAGCAGGUGGUGCGUUGGUUCUACCACAAGCUGCUGAUGCGCUUCAACUUUAUUGAAUGAGCCACAGGACUGACACAAUCCACACACACACACACAACAAACUGGCAUUCUUCCGAGUCACAAAAACAAUUUUAGUUCUGAUUUUGAGUGGAUGCACAGCAUUCAUUAUGUUAUGUCAUGCUACUCAGCACACACAAGAACAUAUAUAUAUAUAAAUAAUAGCACACACACACAGACACACACACACACAUCAUACGCUAGACACCUUCAUUAUAAAUGUUAGGCAUAAAUACCUCCUGCAGAUCAUUUCGUUUUAUACAACAAACAAAA